AUGUCUCUGGCUUCUUUGUUAAAUAAAGAGGAUAGAGAUUUCACCACACCUAUGGUAGCUACUACUAAUGGUAGUAGUACUAGUAGCACUAGUAGCACUAGUAGUAGUAGUAAUAGUAAUACUUCUACAACGCUAUCUGCAAACAAAAGUAUUUCUAACACUAAGAAGAUCAAUAAGAAACCGCUGAUACAAGAGCUUAAUAACGAUGAUGAUAUAUCCAACUCAGUUAUGGAGAAAGAUAAUGCAAUUGUUGCUGCUACUACUGAUGAUAUUGAUGAAGUGAAUGAAGAAGCUUUGAAAAAAAAAUAUUUAAAACAUUUGAAUAAUAAUUUCAAAAAACUCAUUAAUCGAGAUAAUUUAGAAUUCAAUUAUCAGAAUUGGAAAUAUAUCAAUUUACAAGAAUUCGAAUUAAUAACUGAUUGGAAUACAAUGGCUAAGGAACCUAAUGCAUUACUAACAAGUAUCGCAGAGUUGUAUCAAUUGGAAACAAAAGAAAUUGAACUUCUGGAACAAAGAUUGAAACAAGAAAGACAACGACAAUUGGAAUUGUUGAAUAACACACAAGUUACUGAUACCACUACAAUUGAUAAUAGUGCUUCAACUACAAAUGACAAGCAAGAAUCACCUGAUCGGCCAUCAACUUCAUCCUCAUCUUCUUCAUCUUCUUCAAAUAUCACUAGCGAUCAUUCUGCUACGACUACUACAACUACUAAUAAUAAUAUUCAAAAUCAUAAAAUUGAUGAUGCUGAUAACGAUGCUAAUAAUAAUCAAUCUCCUAAGAAAAUUAAUAAAGAUGAAAAUUUUGAAACGGAAAAUCAUAAAGUGAUAGAAAAUGAAGAAGAUGACGAAGAUACAAUUCAUAAUGAUGAUGAACUACCGGAAGAUGAUAUGAUUCCUCUUGAGUAUACUGACAAAGAUACUGAUGAUAAAGAUUUCCAUCCAAGCAUGACCAAAUCUCAAAUCAAUCAAAUCAAUUCUACUAAUACUUUAAAUAAAACUGUCACCAUUGAUAGUAGUCAUAAUUUAAUAUCAAAAGAAUUGUACAAGAUGGUUAAUAAAAAUAAAAUUAUUAAGAUUAGGAAAAGAAGAUUUACUAAUGCUAUCGUAACAAAUUAUCAACCAACUAAUAAAAAAAUCAUUAUUAAAAUUACUUUAAAACAAUAUCAUGUUAGAAGAUUGAAAAAAUUAAUUAAUGAUGCUAAAAAAUUAGAAGAAAAAAGAUUAUUAGAAUUAGAAUUAAAAUUAGAAAAGGAAAGAAAGGAAAAAUUAAAAUUAGAAAAAUUAGCUGAAGUACAAAAGGCCAAAGAAUUGGCAGAAUUAAAUAAGAAUAGUAAGAAUAAAAAUAAAAAUUCUGAAAUUGAUAAUGAUGAUGAUACUAAUAGUAACAAUAAUCUAAAUAACAAUGAUUCAAGGAAAAGAAAAUUCGUUGAUUCAGAUGGCGAAGGUAUGGAAGGUGAAAAUGGCAACAAUAGUAUUGCUGGAAAUUCAGAAGGUGAAGAAAAUGAUGAUGAAUAUUCAAGUAUGAAAAGAAAAUUAUUUAAAUUGGAUUUACCUGAUUAUGGUAUGAAUUUAAAUGUUAAAGAAGCUAAAGCAAUUCAAAGACAUUAUAAUAAUACUUAUAUUUCUAUCUGGAAAGAUAUGGCUCGUAAGGAUUCUUCAAAGAUGUCUAAAUUGAUGCAACAAAUACAAUCAAUUAGAUCAACAAAUUUCAGGAAGACUUCUGCGUUAUGUGCAAGAGAAUCAAAAAAAUGGCAAGCAAGAAAUUUUAAACAAUUAAAAGAUUUCCAAACAAGAGCAAGAAGAGGUAUUAGAGAAAUGUCAAAUUAUUGGAAGAAGAAUGAAAAAGAAGAAAGAGAUUUAAAGAAAAAGGCUGAAAAGGAAGCCCUAGAAUUAGCAAGAAAGGAGGAAGAAGUUAGGGAAAAUAAAAGACAAACUAAAAAAUUGAAUUUCUUAUUAACACAGACUGAAUUAUAUUCACAUUUCAUUGGUAAAAAAAUUAAAACUGAUGAAUUGGAAGGAAAUGAUGGUAAUAAAACUGAAAGCUCAACAUCUGACCAUGAUCAUGUUGAUCUAGAGAAUACAGAUUCGAUUAAAACGGAUUUUAAAUCAAUUGAUUUCGAUAAUGAAGAUGAUAACGAAUUACGUGUCAAAGCUGCUCAAAAUGCAUCGAAUGCUCUUAGAGAAUCAAGAGAAAAGACAAGAUUAUUUGAUUCAAAUACAGAAAAUUCAAUGGCUAAAUCUACAGAGGGCACAAAUACAACUCAUGUUGAAGGAGAAGAUGAAGAUGAAGAUUUAAAUUUCCAAAACCCUACUUCCUUAGGUGAUAUUAAUAUUGAACAACCAAAUAUAUUAGCUUGUACUUUAAAAGAAUAUCAAUUGAAAGGUUUGAAUUGGUUGGCUAAUUUAUAUGAUCAAGGUAUUAAUGGUAUUUUGGCAGAUGAAAUGGGUCUAGGUAAGACUGUUCAAUCUAUUUCAGUAUUAGCACACUUGGCAGAACGUUAUAAUAUUUGGGGUCCAUUUUUGGUUGUUACUCCAGCAUCAACUUUACAUAAUUGGGUUAAUGAAAUUACAAAAUUUGUGCCUCAAUUUAAAAUCUUGCCUUAUUGGGGGAAUGCUAAUGAUCGUAAGACUUUAAGAAAAUUUUGGGAUAGAAAAAAUCUAAGAUAUAAGAAAGAAUCUCCCUUUCAUGUUAUGAUUACAUCUUAUCAAAUGGUAGUAUCAGAUGCAUCUUAUUUACAAAAGAUGAAAUGGCAAUAUAUGAUUUUGGAUGAAGCACAAGCUAUUAAAUCGUCUCAAUCGUCUCGUUGGAAAAAUCUAUUAAGUUUCCACUGUCGUAAUAGAUUAUUAUUAACUGGUACUCCAAUUCAAAACAACAUGCAAGAAUUAUGGGCUCUAUUACAUUUCAUUAUGCCUUCAUUGUUUGAUUCCCAUGAUGAAUUUAAUGAAUGGUUCUCGAAGGAUAUUGAGUCUCACGCAGAAACUAAUACUCAAUUGAAUCAACAACAGUUACGUCGUUUACAUAUGAUCUUAAAACCUUUCAUGUUAAGACGUAUUAAAAAGAAUGUUCAAUCAGAAUUAGGUGAUAAAAUUGAAAUUGAUUUACUAUGUGAUUUAACUCAAAGACAAGAAAAAUUAUACAAAGUAUUAAAAUCUCAAGUUUCAUCCACAUAUGAUGCAAUUGAAGACGCCGCUGGUAACGAUGAAUUGAUUGCUGAUCAAAGUUUGGUUAAUACAGUUAUGCAAUUUAGAAAAGUUUGUAAUCAUCCAGAUCUUUUCGAAAGAGCUGAUAUUGCGUCACCAUUUUCUUUUGUGAAUUUUGGUAAAACUCAUUCUCUAACUAGAGAAGAUAAAGUCUCGGAUAUAUUAUACUCAACACAUAAUCCUAUCAGCUAUUAUAUGCCAAGACUAAUUUUUGAAGAUAUUUUAUUGCCUAAUUUCAAAAAUGAUUUAGAAAUAAGAGACAAACUACUAAAUUACAAAUUUAAUGUCUUCCAUCAACCUGGUAAUAGUGAAUUAUCCAACUCAUUACUAGUUAAUUUAAAGAGAUUAACUGGAUUAGAUUCUAAUGAAUGCUCACGGUUUGCCCAUACACCAAUUUUCAUGAAGGCUAUAGACCUUCUAAGAGAUGAAGAAACAUUCCCUGAGAAAUUAAUGAUUUAUGAUAAUGAGUAUGAAGACGAAUCAAAUCAUACUUUUGAUAACUUUAAAAAGAGUUUGAUCGUGGUCGACAAACAAAUACAAAUAUCUAGAUUAUCUAAGGUAUGCUCUAAUGGAGUUUUAAAUUCUUUAAUGAAUAUUAGAAAAAAAGUGUAUGAUAAUCAAUAUUUCAACUCGUUAUCUCCAAGUUAUCACCCAGGUGCAUCAGCACCACCAAUUUCUUUUCAUGUAUUUGGUUCUUCGAAUGCAACAAUUAAAACUGAAAGAAUAUUAUUUAAUCCGAUUAUUACCCAAGCUUUAUCAGAAAUUCCUUGUCAAACACAAUAUAAUAUGCUAGUUAAUAAAAAGAUCCCACUAGAUCACUUCCCUGUUACUGGUUUGUACCCAGAGCCAUUAAACAAAAGUUUUUCAUCAUAUAUUUCUAUGCCAUCAAUGGAUAGAUUUAUUACUGAAUCUGCUAAAUUGAAAAGAUUGGAUCAAUUACUUGUUGAAUUGAAAAAGGGUGAUCAUCGUGUAUUGGUUUAUUUUCAAAUGACUAAGAUGAUGGAUUUAAUGGAAGAAUAUUUGACUUAUAGACAAUACACCUAUAUCCGUUUGGAUGGGUCAUCUAAGCUAGAAGAUCGUCGUGAUUUAGUACAUGAUUGGCAAACGAAACCUGAUAUUUUUGUUUUCUUGUUAAGUACUAGAGCCGGUGGGUUAGGUAUUAAUUUAACUUCAGCUGACACCGUUGUAUUUUAUGAUUCAGAUUGGAAUCCUACUAUUGAUUCUCAGGCCAUGGAUAGAGCACAUAGAUUAGGUCAAACCAGACAAGUUACAGUGUAUAGAUUAUUAGUGCGUGGCACUAUUGAGGAAAGAAUGAGAGAUAGGGCCAAACAAAAAGAACAUGUUCAACAAGUUGUUAUGGAGGGUAAAACAAAAGAGGAUACUGUAAAGACAAUUACUGAAGAUGGUAAGACCCCCGAAAAAGGAAGUAACUCUAAAAAAGAAACUAGUAAUGUAGAAGAUGAUGAGACAUCAGAAUCUAAUAAUUAG
Henningerozyma blattae CBS 6284 is the source of this 4689-nucleotide messenger RNA. RefSeq names its product chromatin-remodeling ATPase INO80 (gene INO80). The transcript has a single exon. The coding region runs from base 1 to 4689 and encodes 1562 amino acids. Gene Ontology annotation, molecular function: ATP hydrolysis activity; ATP binding; histone binding. Gene Ontology annotation, biological process: DNA repair; DNA-templated transcription; chromatin remodeling. Lineage: Eukaryota; Fungi; Ascomycota; Saccharomycetes; Saccharomycetales; Saccharomycetaceae. The record is from RefSeq and is a predicted model, not a curated record. Gene Ontology annotation, cellular component: nucleus; Ino80 complex.